AAGCAACUUUACUUUAAAGAAGAAUCAGGCCGUACUAAGCUUGUUCCAGAGAUAGUGGCGUUGAUGGACGAUAAUGAAAAACCAUCGACAAGGGCAACGGUUGUUUUAAAGGCGAAUAAAGAUGAAGAACAAAGAAUGACAAGGAAAGAACGACAAGCGGAAAGAGAAAAGACAACAGGUAAAGAAUGGUUUGACAUGCCAAAAGCAGAGAUAACAGAAGAAGUGAAACGAGAUUUACAAAUACUUAAGAUGCGACAUAUUUUGGAUCGCAAACGACAUUAUAAGAAAAUGGGUAAAAGACCUGAUCCUAAAUAUUUUCAAAUUGGUACAAUUAUCGAAGGUCCUACCGAAUUUUAUUCAGCACGUAUGAGUAGAAAGGAACGAAAACAGACAAUCGUGGACGAGUUGAUAGCCAAUGAUGAAUUGAAGCAAUAUUAUAAGCGUAAAUAUAAUGAAGUGCAAGAAAGAACGACGAGUGGAGGAAAGAAACAUUAUAAAAAGCUUAAAGCCCAAAGACAAUGGGCUAAAUAA
Cokeromyces recurvatus is the source of this 531-nucleotide messenger RNA. RefSeq names its product Fcf2 pre-rRNA processing-domain-containing protein. The record is from RefSeq and is a predicted model, not a curated record. Gene Ontology annotation, biological process: RNA processing. The transcript is spliced from 2 exons. Gene Ontology annotation, cellular component: nucleolus. Gene Ontology annotation, molecular function: RNA binding. NCBI's taxonomy places the organism in Eukaryota, Fungi, Mucoromycota, Mucoromycetes, Mucorales, Mucoraceae. The annotation marks the transcript as partial.